Messenger RNA from Amoebophrya sp. A25, 1649 nucleotides. The record is from the annotation of a GenBank genome assembly. NCBI's taxonomy places the organism in Eukaryota, Dinophyceae, Syndiniales, Amoebophryaceae.
AGAAAACGAAAAUUUUUGAUUUUAUCGCAAAUAAUUCGAAUUCAUUUUCAGCCGAAAGCUUUGUACGAUCUUUGAUGUCAGAAGUGAUCAUAACCUCUUGAGUGGGUGAAGUCUCAUUAUUUCCAUUUAAUUUUUUGGAUCAUAUAUCUGUCAUGGUAGAAAAUACUAAUGUUUCAUUUUUUUAGAGCUAAUUUUUGAAAGGAAAGUAUGUGAAUUUAUAUUCUUAGGACUAGAUGCAUUUUUUGUCCAGGAAUAGAAAUUGACGAAAAUGAAUACAUUCGUCAGCUACCAUCCUAGCAUAAUUUGGAUUUGUUAUUCGAAGUUUUCCAGUGCCUCUAGAUUAGAACCAAAAGCAUUUGAUAGGGAAUAAAAUCAUCCUUCUUCGAAUUUCCAUCAGGAUUCUUGUUUUUCUUCGACGCGAAUUCUUCUCCAAAAAAGACGAGGUUGAAAUCCAUGUUCAAGAACUAUCUUCCACCUCGUAUAUACAUCGAUUGGUAUCCUCAUCUACUUGGAUUGUCAUUUCCAUAUUUUCAUUAACGACAACCACAACGAUCUGGUCACUACUAUCUCACCAUUUGUUGUCCCUAACUACAAACUCGCUAUUUCAAAAUGGCACGCCAUCAUCCUGAUUUGGUUAUGUGUCGUAAGCAGCCUGGUGUUGCUAUCGGCAAGCUAUGCGAGAAAUGCGAUCAACGCUGCCCUAUCUGCGACUCGUACGUGCGUGCACAAGUUUUGGUGCGAAUCUGCGACGAAUGCAACUACGGUAGCUAUCAAGGACGAUGCGUCAUCUGCGGUGGUACUUACUUAUUAUGUAUCUGCGGUGAAUAAAGAAAUGAAGAACUCUCGUCCUACCAGCAUGCAGUUGAUGUUCUCAUGUAGCAAAUCUACUUAUACCUUUAUUUCAAAGACCACUAAUUUUUCCUCGUUUCCUCGCUCCAGGUCCCGGUAUCUCAGAUGCCUACUAUUGUAAGGAGUGUGUGCAGCAGGAGAAGGAUAGAGAUGGUUGUCCGAAGAUCGUAAACCUUGGUCAAGCGAAGACAGAUCUCUUCUAUGAGCGCAAGAAGUACGGUUUCAAGCGAAGAUUGUGAGCCUGUUUCUAGUUCUCUCAAGGUGGAUGUGGAGUUUCACACACAUAAAAAAGAUGGUGUUGGUGCUGACACGAAAGUCUUAUUGAUGCGAGGCGGUGCCAAAAAAUUAAAAAAUCAAUGAAGAAAUUGCGCUAGAGCAGCAGCAAGAACAACGUACCAGGUGCUUCUGGUGGGGUACCUCUGAAAUGUGCAGAUGGAGAUGUACCGAAAUCCCAUACGACGUUGUUGACGACUGCUUGCUGCUAGAAGUUUCGCUCGUUUCUGAAGAGGAUCAAGAUAUAAAUAACGAUUUUUGAUGAGAUAGGACUACAACACUAGCUGUUGCCAACGAGGAACCGCCACUGAAGCAGAACCCACCCACCCUCACCUUUACAACAUGUUUCACGUUCAUCCCUCAUACCCGAAAGCUGCUACCCCUACUACUUGACAUACGAUGAUCAUACCCAACACAAAGAAAGGAUGUAGUUCCAUGGAGAACGAAAAACAGGGAAAAAUUAAAUUGAGUGGUAUUACUGAUCUCGUCCAGUUGUGAUCAACAGUUUCAAUUCCUACUCCAGCGGC